AUGGCGCUCCGUUGGGGAAUCGUGUCCGUCGGCCUCAUCUCCAGCGACUUCACGGCCGUCCUGCAGUCGCUGCCUCGCUCCGAACAUCAGGUGGUGGCGGUGGCAGCCCGGGACCUAAGCCGGGCGAAGGAGUUUGCUCGCAAAUAUGACAUCCCCAAGGCAUAUGGCUCCUACGAGGAGCUGGCCAAGGACCCGAACGUGGAGGUGGCCUACAUUGGUGCCCAGCACCCCCAACACAAAGCUACGGUGAUGAUGUGCCUUGCGGGUGGCAAGGCGGUCCUGUGUGAGAAGCCCAUGGGUGUGAACGCUGCAGAAGUCCGAGAAAUGGUUGCCGAGGCCCGAUCCCGAGGCCUCUUCCUCAUGGAGGCCAUCUGGACCCGCUUUUUCCCUGUCUCAGAGAGUCUCAGGGCUGUCUUGGCACAGGGAACACUGGGAGACCUUCGGAUGGCCCGGGCAGAGUUUGGGGUGGACCUCACCCACGUGCCCCGGGCUUUGGACUGGGCACAGGCUGGCGGGGGCCUGCUAGACAUCGGGAUCUACUGUGUGCAGUUCAUCUCCAUGGUGUUUGGUGGGCAGAAGCCUGAGAAGAUUUCAGCCAUGGGAAGGCGCCAUGAAACCGGUGUGGAUGACACAGUGACCGUGCUGCUGCAGUACCCAGGAGGGGUCCAUGCUAGCUUCACCUGCAGCAUCACCGCCCCGCUGACCAACACGGCCUAUGUGACCGGCACCAAGGGGAUGGCCCAGGUCCUUGAACCCUGCUGGUGCCCAACAAAGCUGGUGGUGAAGGGGGAGCUCAAGGAGUUUCCACUGCCCUCAAUUACAGCCAAGUUCAAUUUUACAAACGGGCCAGGCAUGGCCUAUGAGGCAAAGCAUGUCCGAGAAUGCCUGCGCAAAGGCCUGAAGGAGAGUCCUGUGAUCCCCUUGGCCGAAAGUGAGCUGCUGGCUGACAUCCUUGAGGAAGUGAGGAAAUCCAUUGGAGUCACCUUCCCUCAAGACAAACACUGA
Elephantulus edwardii (Cape elephant shrew) is the source of this 1005-nucleotide messenger RNA. It is a transcript of the gene DHDH, whose product is annotated as dihydrodiol dehydrogenase (dimeric). The transcript has 7 exons. NCBI's taxonomy places the organism in Eukaryota, Metazoa, Chordata, Mammalia, Macroscelidea, Macroscelididae. The record is from RefSeq and is a predicted model, not a curated record. Gene Ontology annotation, molecular function: D-xylose 1-dehydrogenase (NADP+) activity; nucleotide binding. Gene Ontology annotation, biological process: D-xylose catabolic process. Bases 1 to 1005 code for a protein of 334 amino acids.